AUGGCCCUACGAGCUGCUCGAUCAGAUCAAUUGAUGAGGAUUGACGUGUUGAAAAUUGCCGCAGUGAAGCUGCACCCGGAUCAAGAGCAGCACACUCGCCCACAAGUCAUCAAAGGAUCCCAAAAGGAAAAGCCGGGGAUAAACAGCUUGAGCAUGAAAGACAUCAUUCCAGGCAGAUCUGCCAGCCAUGGAGCUUCCGAUUGGCCUUCGGAUGCCAUCCUUGAGAAAGGGCAGACGGGGGCUGAAGAGACCAAUGUUCGUGUCGCUGCUCGGGUUCGGCCUUUGCUGCCCCGAGAUACUGCGCAGAGCCAGGGCGGCACUGGUGGAUCCCUUGCAGUUGAGGGGCCGGCGGGGCCGGCUGCCGAACCGGUAGGCCGGGUGCUGUAUGGCUUUUUUUUUUCCUUCUCCUUCUCCGUACCUAAGGAACUGUUGUUUGACCUCGUCUAUGAGACAGAUGCCUGCCAGUCGGCUGUGUACGAUGGCUGCGUUUCCCAGUUGCUGGAUGGAUGCAUGCAAGGCUACAAUGCCACUGUGCUGGCGUAUGGGCAGACAGGCUCUGGAAAGACCCAUACCAUGGGCACUGGUCAGUCAGUGGGUGAAGGAAGUGAAGAGGAGGGUAUUGUGCCCAAGGUGAUUCGGAACAGCUUCCGACACAUCGAGGUGCAUAAGGAGAACAUCGACUUCAAGGUGUCCUGCUGCUACCUGGAGAUUUACAAUGAAGACAUCCGCGACCUGCUUCAACCAGGAGGACGCCAGGAUGGGCAGGUGAUCGCCAUCCGUGAGGAUGCGGCCGGGGGCAUCAAAGUCUCCGGGAUCCACGCUGAGACCUGCGGUAGCGAGGAGGAGAUGUUUCGAUGUCUCAGCGAUGGCUCGGUGCAACGUACCACUGGAGCCACCCUGAUGAACGAGCAAAGCUCGAGGUCGCAUUCCAUUUUCACGCUCAUCCUGGAACAGCGAAACCGGAAGUGCGACUCUGCUGAUCCUGCUGCGGCUGUGGACUACUACGUCACUGCCAAGUUCCACUUAGUUGACCUUGCUGGAUCUGAGAGAGCCAAGCGUACUGGGGCCGUGGGAAGUCGUUUCAAGGAGAGCGUCUCUAUUAAUUCAGGGCUCCUUGCCUUGGGCAACGUGAUUUCUGCAUUGGGGGAUCCAGCCAAGAAAGGCAGCCAUGUGCCCUACAGAGAGUCCAAGUUAACGCGACUGUUGCAGGAUAGUUUGGGAGGCAACUCCCGCACGGUCAUGAUCGCGUGCGUCAGCUGCGCAGAUAUCGACUUUGAGGAGACGCUGAAUACCCUGAAGUACGCACAUCGAGCCCGGAACAUCAAGAACAAACCGGUCAUCAACCAUGAUCCCAGGCAAGCUCAACUGGCUGCAAUGCAGGACGAGAUUGAAUCUCUGCGGGAGCAACUGCAGCGCGCCAAUGGGGGCCCUAUGCUGUCCAUGGUGGGAGGCCCCCUUCCAAGCAACGAAGAGGUGAUUGAGUUGUCCGCCAAGCUCGAGGCUGCCGAGGUCCGUUCCUCCGAGUUGGCCGAACGGCUUGCGGCGCAGGAGACUGAAGGAGAAGCAUUCCGGCGAUGUUUGACAGAUGUGUACUCCGCAGUGUGCCAGCACUUGCCAGCAAUUUGGGAGGCAGCUGAGGGCCAGUCAGCGGCAGCACCCUCCGGGCGACGAUCCCUGACGACGGUGUGUCAAGUGCUGUCUGCGGCACAGCGGCUGUUGCUGAGCGCAGAGAAUGGGUUUGAGGGCUGGGAUACCAGCCAGCUGCCGCCGCCACCCUUCCAUUUGGUGCAAGCCGGGGAGGACCGUGCCCUUGACGUGCCGGAGCUGGAGGAGGUCAACGGUCAUGUGCAGCUGUCCAGCACAGCACCGCAGCUGGGGGAGAAUAAACUGCAGUGCCUCGGUGCUAUGGAACCAGCGGUGAUCCUUUGGUCAACCAACUUGGGAAAAGAUCUGAAAAACUUCGAAGUCAAUACGGACGCCAUGCAGAUGGGCUCGUUGACCGACAUCCGAGCGUACUACAGCUUGCCGGAGGAGGUCUGGAAGGCUUUCACCCAUGUGGCAGGGGAUCCAUGCGAAGACAUGAGACUUCUUGCCGUCCUUCCUGGACCAGUUCUUUCGGCUGCGCUCGAACGCGCCCAGCUGCCCAAUGGCCAAUACCUGAGUGCAAUUCAAGCUUCCCAUGUGGGAUUAGUCUGGAAUUUGUCUCGCAGGAUACAGCACACCCUGAAUGGAGGGAGUUGGGACAGUUGGAAGGAAACCUCACCAUUUGGGGAGCAGAAGGUCACUGCGGAGGAUGCGACAACGAAGGCUUCCACGGGAGAUCAUACAGAGAGAAAACUGAAGAUGACGAUCUUGGACCAGAACGACGACGGCGACUUUACAGUGCAAACGGAGGAGUCGAGGGCACGUUGGUACCAGCAGUAUGUUCAAGUGAUAGGGGGCUGGCCUCCAGAAGAAGAGGACCCGACAUUGGAGCAGUUGUCAGCCCUCUCAAAGCGCAUCGAGAUCCAAGACACAGCCCCCUACGUGGACUUUGCGAUAUUCGUGCCCUACGGCCAGAAGGCGCUGAAAGCAUUGAAGUUCAGGUCGUUCGUUUUGACCGCAAGUGGCUACAUAGCCAAAGAGUUGCCGGGUCCAGCCAACUUCGCACAAUGGAGGACAUGCUACAGGCUCCUCAAGACGGCCCUCCUUAUGUUGGACGCUGUGGGUUUGGCCUCCCUUCAGGCCUGCGAGAACAACAUGGAAAGAUUGGCCCGAACGUUCCCCUCAUGCUGGCAUUUGAUAUACAGCGCAGACGAGGUGGCGAGGUCGGCACAGGCCAACAGAGUAAGAUCAAAAAUCCUCAUGGACCUGAAGGCGGGCCGACAUCCACCAGAAGGAUUUUCAACGAGCCGUCCAUGGGAUCACGUCUAUGGAGCUCUAGCACGGGACGAGGGUUUCUGGCAGGUACAAGUCGUUGCACCGGCACUGAGUUGGAUUGCGGCAGGAAGUCAUGGAACACCCCGUACACCGGCAGAACAAUUGGUAGCAGGUCAGUUGCAAGGAGGCCUCAACACCAUCACGCCUAUCAGGGAGAACUCCACAGGAUUGCACGAAGAAGGACGUGUGAAAACCUCCACAACAGGACAACAAGGAGAACCAAGCCAGGGCACCAAGGUGGAGGUGACGAAGGAACCACAAUCUUCAGCUGAAUACACGUACACCUAUGAGUCAGACGAGGGAGAAGACCAUGGAGACGAAGGCAAUGACAAUCCGGAAGAAGACACGCCCCUGCUGGCCGAGACGUUGGAUGAAUAUUAUGAAAAGAGGGUAUUCAUCUUCGUACACCACUAUGCUGGCGCUGUCGACCCCCUCACGACGGCGAUGAGGAAUGAGGCAUUGAAACAAGGAAUCCGCCUCAAAGCCAUCAGUGUUGAGAAAGAGAAUGGUUCAGGCGAUUUACUAGCCGAUGAACCAUGCAACACUCACUUGAGGUGGGCAAAACGGGGCUACAUCGAUGCGUAUCAUGCAGGAUUUCCAUGUUCUACAUUCUCGAGAUUGAGGUUCCGGCGAAGGGAGGGCAUGCCUGGACCAGUCCGCACGAAGGCAGAGCCACAUGGAAGGUACUCCAACAGGCCUGCAGCCCAGGCCGAGUGCGACCGGGGCACGAUCAUGGCUUGCAGAGCCAUAGACAUGGCGACGACGGUGGCGGAGCCAAGGAGAAUCUCCACAAUUGGCGCAAUUGCCACAUUAGAAAAUCCGCCGCCAUCAAACGAGCCUGAACACCUUUCUGCUUGGGAGCUCCCGGAGAUGCAGAAGUUUCUCAAAGUGAGGCCAAGCCAAUCAGUCAUCUUCAACACAUGCAGGUAUGAAGAGAACCUGGAGCUGGGCAAGCGGCACUACAAACCGCAACAAUUUGAAGGCACUUUGAGGGGCAUGCAAUGUUUGUCAUUGGAGUGCACGUGCGGCGACCCCAGCAAUCAUGAGGCCAUCAUCGGUCCAGAGAAAUCCAAGGCGUCGGCCACGUAUCCAGAGGCCCUUUGUCUGGCCUAUGCAAAGCUGGCCAUUGAUCAUCUCAAGAUGAUGGGGAAGGAGGAAUUCCUACGAUCUCGCAUGGCCUCACUUCAGAACGUUUUGGACGUGAUGAAGGCAAAGAUAGUGAGGAGGGACGACGAAUUUGGCCCAGACGCCAAACUGCCGGGCCAACGAGAGAGACCCACACGAAAGACCUCUCGCUCAAGAUCACGGACGAAAACUAAGUUUCCUUCGCUCAGCCCGCCGACAAGGAGGGAGUACAAGGCAGCUACAUUGGGCCACAACACGAGGAGCCCAGCAAGGCCGCCGUUGAAGCGCAGGAGGCGGGACACAACCACGCCUGUGAAGCUGAAACCGGCCAGGGACGUAGGAGAGACACCCGAAGCAUACUGGCAGGGCGGCGAGGGCAAACACGAAACUUUGAAGCCCAGCUCAGCCAAAGACGCCAACCCAGCCUUAUUGGAGUUCAUAGGAGGCAUGAGGGAUCCAUACAAAGUGGUGCUUCCGAGGGCAACUCUUCUUUCUCUGGGCCUUCGCAUCCGGGCAGCAUGGGAAGCAUUCGAGAGGAAACACAAGGGAACGUCAACAGUAGCCGAGACCUAUGGCACCCCGGAUUGCGACAUGAAUGACACCUUGGUCAAAGAAUGGAAGGCCACGCUCAAAAAGGUACCCAUCCAGACAAGAGGCAUUUUCCCUUUGAAUGUGGACGACAACAACUUGGAUUACCAUGGUCAACAUGAACUAGAAGAUGCAGGUGCCCAGAUGAGCCAUGGCGACAUACCCAACUAUGCUUCAGUCCUCGAUCAUGCCGAAGACGCAAAAAUCGAGUUGGACAGGUACCGGAAGGAAGGUUUCCUAGUAGACGUCGACAAAGAGACGGUUACGAAGGAAAUGGCUCAUGGAACAAUCUCCAAACUGGGCCUGAUCAUCAAGCAGAAACCCGAAGGAGUGAAGAGAAGGAUCAUAUUGGACCUCCGCAGAUCAGGGGGCAACAAGAAAGCCAGGUUGCCGGAAAAACUCGUCCUGCCCCGUCCGAAGGAUGCCAUCAACAUGUUCAGGAACGUCUUCGAGCAACGACGUCCUUGCGGAGCAGACGAAGGAUAUUCGAGGGAGCUGGUCGUGGUAGACAUCUCUGACGCAUUUAUGUCCCUCGCAGUGCACGAAGCGGAAUUGCCGCACGCAUUGGCACCAGAAGUCAACGGACCGAACUUCUACCUCUUCGUAGCCUUGCUGUUCGGGUUCAAGACGGCUCCAUUGCUAUGGUCACGCAUAGCAGCCUUGAUUUCGAGAUUGCUGCAGUCGCUCGUGCAGGGCAAGGAGGCACAACAUCAGACAUAUCUGGACGAUGGCUUAUGGAUUCUGCAGGGCACGCUGGCCGAACGCAAUAGUGUGCUCUCCAUGAUCCUCACUACCCUCUUCGCCCUGGGCCUGAAGGUAUCACUCAAGAAGGGCCUACGCUCAACUCAAGUUCAAUGGGUAGGGGUCCGCUUCACUCUGACGGAGGACUCCAUCAUCCUGAGCCUCCCAGACAAGCUGUUGGAAGAACUCAUCCAAACCCUCCGGUCUUGGGACAAAGCGGGAAUGGCCCCAAUCAAAGAACUACGACAAGUCGCAGGCAGAGCUUCAUGGGUCUCAGGAAUUUUGCCCCGGACACGAUGGGUCGUAGCUGUGCCCUACCGAGUCCUGCAUGAGAGACUCAAUGACAUUGCGUCGGGCAAAGAAUCCGAGAGACGCCAGAACAGAACCGACCAACGUUCAAAGGAUGGUCUCUUCGUGGUCAAACAAUUGGAACAACCACGGGUAUGGCUCAUCAAAUACCUGGAGGUCGCCCGGGCCAAACCCACCAGGCGUCUCAAGCUGGACACCACGAAGUACCCGAAGGCCACCAUAGUGACGGACGCAAGCCCGUUAGGGGCAGGAGCCAUCCUACUGAUCAACAACCGCCUGGUGAGGGCCUACACCACGAAGGUCACCCAUCGCGAUGCCAGACUUUUGGGAUUUGAAGACGUCUGGGAGCAAUCAUCCUCCCAAGGCAUCGUAGAGACCUUGGCGGUCCUGCUGGCGUUGCAACACUGGAAACGGGAUCUACAAUCCUGCAACGUGGAACUGCAAGUCCAGAGUGACAGUCUAGUUGCCCUGGCAACAUCGAAACGACUGUCGAGUGCGACGUCCACGCUGAAUUUCCUGGGCGCCGAGAUCGCCCUCACGUGUGAAGAAAUCGGCAUCGAGACGCUGAGGACUUCUCACAUUCCGGGGUCCGCCAACAAGGCUGCAGACUGGCUCAGCCGCCCGGACAAGGUAUCUAAGGAAGAGGUGCCAGACGAACUCCGGGACAUUCCCGUGCACUCGGACAAACAAGUCCGGGGACCAGAGUUCUAUCACCUGGCACCUCCCCAGCUGGCUCCCGAUCUUUGGAAGCCCAGCUCUGCGGCCAACAGCCUCACGCCCUACGUCGACCCAGGGCCUUUAGUGCCCCUCGAGAAGCCAUGGAUGCCGUGGCUCUUCCCGGUGAUGGUCGGGAUCGGGGCCCUUCUCCUGCUAGUCGUCUUCCUCAAGACGGUCUGGGGUGGACUUAGCGACAUUCGUGACACGGAGAUCCCACACUUGGAGGGAAGACAAGCUGAGGGGCAGAGAUUGCUGGCUAAUCCUGGACUAACCAUGGACUCCGGCUACGGCACGAGGGCAACUGAUCUUGCGAGCUCCAACCAAGAGGACUCCUUCGACCAAUGGAGCUUGCGGGAGGCAGACGUGAACAGCCCCAACAAGAGCAGAACAAUAUCGAGCCAGGGACAGGAGUCAGAACCAAGCAACACACCGGAGCCUGAGGCGCACAAGUUUCCACCGGAUCCACCUGCGCUGGGUUCAGUAAGAAGCUCAUCACCAACGAAGGGCCCAUGGUGGAGAGAACUGUUAGCUUCGCCAGUCAAGAAGCUGCGCCUGAGCGACAUAGGGAAGAACAUCAAAGCAUUAGCCAUGCCGGCGCUGGAUCUACCACCUCAACCGAUGCUGCAGAGCCCCUAUCCUUCAGUCCCAACCGUGACGGAAAAGGACAGAAGAAAGGACUUGCCAAAAAGGCGUCUGACUCACAACAUAGCGAAGCCAUCAAUCAAAGCGGCCGUCAAACUAGCCAAGGCCAAGAACGCACUGGCAGGCAUCGUGGCAAGGGUAGAGGAAGAUUUCUGCGCCAACUCAUCUAGGGCGGCAAAGAACGCCAAGAGAAAUACAGUCAACCAAGUUCUUCGUGCAGGUGGCGAAGGUUUUCCGUUGACACCAUUUGCGCUGAAAAUGCUAGCAGGUACGCUCAGAGAAGCGGGUUACAAAUCGACCAGCCAAUACCUCGUCGAAGCAAAAUUAGCACAUGUGGAAACAGGGCACGCCUGGACGAGCUUGCUGGAUCGCCACUUCAAGCUAUGUAUGGCAGCCUCAAAAAGGGGCCAGGGCCCUCGCAAGAAAGCGGCAGAAGUGCCAGAAGCGGAGUGGACGGCUCAUUCGUUGUUGGCCGGCCCUCUCACCACCGGCAUGAAGGUCAAUCUACCGACCCAUUUAUUUGCAUGCGGAGUACAUUGGAUGAUGCGGGAGAUUGAGAUCGCCGCGCUCACAGCGGAAGACAUCAAAUUCGAGGAAGCUUCACGAAUGGUCGCCAUCAACUGGAAAGAAUCCAAAAAGGAUGCCGAAGGGCACGGAAUAUCCAGAACCCUUCAAUGCGUUUGCGAACAUGGAUGCGACCUUCGUUGCCCGUUUGCCGUCCUCGAGUCCCUGGUCAAUUUGGCUGCACUCAGAGGAACCCCAGGCGGACACAUUGCUUCCAACAGAAAGGGCAAACCUGCGUCCAAAUCCGACAUCGUCAAGGACUGGAGGAAGCUAUAUGGAGAUGAAAUCACAGGCCACUCUACGCGCCGGACGGGUGCGUUGCAAUACAUCCGCAGUGGAUGGCCUGUGGCACAAGUAGGAUUCCUGGGCAGAUGGAAAAGCAACGUAAUCCUGGAAUAUGCCCAGGAGGCCUUGGAGUCCUUAGCAGUCAACAACUCUGGCUGCUUUGGCUCCAACACCCAGCAAAUGCAGCUCGCACAGCAGCUCAUCAAAGGAAACUCCGCUGAAACAGCACCAACCAAAGACAACUCCAUCCAAUCGAACAAGGCGAACACGAAGGUCAUUUCGAACUUACAGAAGGAGUUGGACUCGUUCAAGGAUGACACAAAAGGAAGCCACUCAAACUUGGAGAAGGCAAUCAGGGAGUUGGAAAACCGUAUGGGCACGGCUGCGAAGUACCUCCCGAAUUUGGUCAAAUCUGUGAAACAGCAGGUGGUUCAUCUGAACACACGCACACUGCUGUACUCACCUCCGAUCGGCUGGAGGACUAGGUCUCUUUCGGAGAUGCGGAAAGACAGCACUACGUUGAUCAAGAAAUAUUUGGAGGAAAUGAAGCGCCUCGAGACUGAGCUGGCGCUCUACCGCCGCCGCGCCAAGCAGCUGCAGGAGGAACUCAAGGAAGCACAUGAAGCGCUACAGAAGGACGAGGAGAUCUUUGAAGAAAAGAUGAGGGAAAUGAAGGAGAUUAGCGAGCGAAAUGUGCGCCUGGAGGAGAUGUUGAAGGACAGGAAACCCGCCAGUCCACAACGACAGGAUGCCCCUGCAGUCUUUGCCAUUCGACUCGGUGACUUGGACGACGCACCCAGUGGGCGUCCCACCUCGCCAGCGCUGCCCGGAAGCGACGACGCUGACGAGAAGGAGACCACCAAGCCGGACCUGGAGGAUACUCGGGCGUCGCAGAAGCACCUGAGUGAACAGCUGCAGUCCUUGGAGCAAAAUGUGGUGCUCAAGGAAGAGCUCAUCAGUGAGCUCACUCGCAGCGAGCACGAAUGGGGCCUGGCUCGGAAGCAAUACCAGGUGCGAAUGGAAGAGCUCCAGCUAGAGCUAGAAGAGACCCAGCGGCAGUUGGACCUGGUGAAGGCACUGACGCUGCUGGCCACGUCCUUCUCGGGUCCUCUUGCCGUCCCGGGAUGUCCUGGGUGCCAGGCCCGGCUGCAAGAGUCCGAGAAAUUGGAGGAGAAAGCCAGGCAAGCCAGUGAAGAGGAGAAGCGCCGGUUGGAAAGACGAGUGUCUGAACAGAUGGAAGUCCUGAAGAGGAAACAGCAGGAGUAUUCUCGAUUGAAGGAACUCCGACACAAUGAGCUGAAGAGGGUCAAGGAUCUGGAAGCUGAAGUUGCACAGAUGAGCAACCUGUCAGCAGUGGACAUCGUCGUCAAUGCCGAGCUGGACCGAAGGCUUCAGGUGCCGUGGUGGCCUGAUGCUCUGACCCCAGAUGUGGCACCGCCGUCCCGCCAGGCUGAACGACGGCGUGAAGCCCAGCAGAUCAAGGAGCUUCAAAGGCGUUUGACGCGGGAAGGGCAGAAGGUAAAAGACCUCGAGGCAAAGGUAAGCCAGACGAAGAGCAGCGGCCGCAUGACUCCAGUGGGCCAACUUGGACGGAAGAACUCCGACCGUGCGGCCCGCGGUUAUCCAACGACCCCUGUCGACGCAGCUGAAAGUGUCAUGGCAGAGUGGUCCCAGGGAAGCACCGGGAGCGAAAAAGGUGGAUCCCGAUGGCAGCAUUUGGAGCAGCAGCUGGAUGAACACAUCCGAAUCCUGGAAGCCACACAAGGCCUCGAGGAGGACUUGCGAAAACAGGAGGCUUUGCAGAAGAAGCGGGAGCAGUACAACAAUUACCGAAGGAAAAUUGCUGCCAAAGACCAGGCGGAGCAGCAGGAAGCCACUGAAAGAUUAAGCGUCCUGGAAUCCGAAGCCCUGCGACUUGCCGACUGCCUUGCUGAGUGGCUGGUCGGCAAGCACGAGCUGGACGAAAAGAGCGGCUCCACCGUGGAUCCGGCGGUUCGCAGCCGGCUGGAACAGCGCCGAAUCGCCAUCAAGGAGGAGCAGGCCGAGCUUCAGCGCAAUGUGCAGAGGAAGCGCUCAGAAGGGCACAGCAUUCUGCAUGACAUUGAUGAACGGCUGGAGGGCUUGCAGGAUGAGUUGGACUUCCGAGAUGCUCGAAUCACCAAGGCACAGCAGUACCUCCGCUCCACCGCGCAGACUGGUCCCGGGUCGCUGGACGCGGAGUUGGAACGGAUCCCAGCGGAGGAUGGCAAGGAGCUGCUGAGACGUUCCUUGAAACUGGUGGGCUACUGUGAGAAGCUGGUGAAGCUGCGACAACGCGAGAAGCAGCAUUGGCAGAGGCUUGAAGCCGCGGAAGCACAGUUGGCGGAGCGGGAUCAGCAGGUGAAAGAGCUGCAGCAGGUGCUGAGGAGACAAGACUCCAAUGCGACCAAGGCCAUCGCCAAGGUGACCAAGGACUACGAGGGCCGCAUUCGAUCCUUGCUGCGCCGCUGGGUAGCCCCACGUUCUGCCACCGAAGCUGAUGAGAGCACUCCGACCCCAGUGGGUGAAGUGGAAGAGGCGGUUGGGCACAUUGAGCUGGUGGCGGAGCUGACCACGUUGCAUGCCGCGCAGCUCGCCCAGCUCCGCGGCGAAGUCGCUGAGCUGCGCGGUGCCUGUGGCAAGCUGCCUUCGGCCAAGCCGACGGUGGCUCUGGCGCCGGUCCAGGUUGUCCCGGUCGGCCCGGUCGGGAAGGCUGUGGCAGCCCCCGCGCGUCAGCAUCAACUGCUGGUGAGGGAAAGCUGCAGCCCUGAGGAUGAUGGAGACGCAGAUGGGGCUGCGGAAGUAGCAGCUGAGCUGACCAAUGCAAAUGAUUGGUUGGAUGCAUCCAUCCCAGAGGAUGUGAUACCAGAGGGAAAGGUGAAGGACGCCAACAACAAAAAACUCUUAUCGGGCUGGGGCUCUUCCCCGAGUCUGUCCCCAUCAACGCGGAGUAAAAGCAGGGAAGACACAGAUGAUGUUAUUUUUCAAGGCCUGGAGUCUGAAAUCCUCCAGCAAGAACGUCAGACAGAGAGAGCUUUGGUCACGCGCGUGGCCGACAUCUUUCUGGGUCCGCGUUUUGAGUUUGCCAUUGCCAUCCUUUUGUGUGUCAACCUGAUGCUGAUGGCAGCGCAAUUGCAAUACCACGGCCACAGAAUCGGGCAUAGCAUUGUUUACCCAGGCUACACAUAUGAUAUUGUGGCUGGAUGGCCCCACAUGCAGGAAUUCUUCCUGAUCGGGGAUGUCUUGUUCGCGGUUCUAUUCACAAUGGAAAUGCUGAUAAGGCUAAUGAAGAUUGGUCUAUCCUAUUUCAAGAAUUUCUUCAACUGGAUCGACUUCUUGGUGGUUUGCAGCUCGUGGACGGAGCUCUUUGCGGCCGCGCUGCCGAUCUCCCCCACUUUCCUUCGCAUGCUGCGGCUGGGGAAACUGCUGCGAGCACUAAGAGUCGUCAAGAUGUCCCAGGUGCUGGAAUCCCUGCAGCUACUCCUCAAGUGCAUCUAUGCCAGUUUGCGCAUCCUUUUCUGGUCCUUGGUGCUGCUUUUAAUCAUUCAGAUCAGCGCUGGGAUGACCAUCUCCUACAUGCUGAGCGAUUACAUGGUGGAUGACACAGCGGAUCCUGUGGCGAGGUUUGCAGUCUUUCGAUACUAUGGCACCUUCACCAAGACACUCUUGACGAUGUUUGAAGUGUUGUUCGCUAACUGGGCACCAGCUUGCCGAGUGCUCAUCGAUAAUGUCAGCGAGUGGUACUCUCUCGUCUUCAUUGUCUACCGAUGUUUUGUUGGAUUUGCCGUGCUAAAUGUAGUAAAUGCUGUGUUUGUUCAGAGCACAAUGAAAGUAGCGCAGGCCGAUGAAGAAGUCAUUGCCCGGGAAAAAGCGAGGACACAGGAAACAUAUCAGAAGAGAGUGACGACCUUGUUCCGUCAGGUGGAUACUUCUGGUGAUGGCAACAUAGACAUCAAGGAGUUUGAAAGGCUGCUGGAGCAUCCCAGACUGCAGUUGUGGCUACAUCAGUUGGAGAUCGAAACCACGGACCUCGUGGGAUUGUUCAACAUGUUGGAUGAUGGGGACGGUGAGAUCUCGCUUGAAGAGUUUGAGAGUGGCAUUUUGCGAAUCAAAGGCAUGGCACGUAGCUUUGAUGUGAACAAGAUCCAGCGAGACAUGACAAGGCUGGCCUCCAAGAUGGAUAUGAUCCUGUGCAGCUUACCGUAUACCAAAGCCUUGGUUACCAAGAUGGACAAGAAAAAGAUGCUGAGAGAGCACAGGUUCUUGAUGCUCCCCAGCCAAGCUUUGCUAAAGAUGUGCUGUGAUCACCGCACCGUAGAACCAACGAUACAAAGGAGACCACAGAGGCCCCAAGAGGAUCCCACCAAACGGGUUCAAGGAGACAAUCAGUACUACAAAGCUGUGAACAGAGAGUUGAAGCGACGUUUGCGCUCCUUGCUAGAGCACAAGAAUGGCGAGGCGGACCCAGCAGCGUCUCCGACCCCAGCCCGUUUCGUGCCCAUAACAGAGGAGCGUGUUGAGGGGUGUGAUGACGGUGGGGUUGCGGAUGGUGGCACCCCGGAACCUCCAAAUAUCUCAAAAUUAAAUGAUAUUAUAUAA
Molecule: messenger RNA, 12507 nt
Organism: Cladocopium goreaui
Lineage: Eukaryota; Dinophyceae; Suessiales; Symbiodiniaceae
Source: the annotation of a GenBank genome assembly